Messenger RNA from Adelges cooleyi (spruce gall adelgid), 952 nucleotides. It is a transcript of the gene vito, whose product is annotated as nucleolar protein 12. Gene Ontology annotation, cellular component: nucleolus. The record is from RefSeq and is a predicted model, not a curated record. The coding region runs from base 111 to 767 and encodes 218 amino acids. The transcript has 4 exons. Gene Ontology annotation, molecular function: RNA binding. Lineage: Eukaryota; Metazoa; Arthropoda; Insecta; Hemiptera; Adelgidae.
GCAAAAUAUAAAGCCGUCGACAUGUGAGUUUGAUUCGGUCGUGAAACCAAAUUUAAAUUUUGUUUUAGUCCAAAGUAGAAAAUACCAAUGUAUCAGUAAAGUAAUUUUUGAUGAUGGAUUUCGUUGGUAAAGAAGAUUUCAACGAUCGGACUAAAGUAAAACGGCAUCGAAAACCGAUUAAUAGAAGGACAAAACGCACGAUAACUUUUGAUGAAAAAUCUAGAUGUGACUUUUUGACUGGAUUCCAUAAAAGAAAACUAGCAAGACAGAAAAAAGCCAAAGAUGACUUUGAAAAAAAACUAAAGGAAGAAAAAAAACGCAUUAAAACAGAGGCAAGGGAAGCAUUUAAAAAACUGACUAAUGCUCAUCCGAUUGUCCCAGAACCUUUGGAUUAUGUUACUGAAGAAUACAACUUAGAUAAUCAUACUGUACAAAUAUGUGAAUUAUCAACUGAUGAAAUUGCAAAAAGCAAUAAUUGGAUUGGUUCAAAUCAGGUUGUGUAUGAUGACGAUUCAGACGAUGAUGAUAAAGAAUCUGAAAAAGGAGACAAUGAAGACGAAAAUGGUGUGCCCGGUAUGAAUUUUGGUUCAAUUAAAGAAAUAAAAAAAGCUAUUAAAAAACAAGCAGCCGAGACUGUUCAAAACAGCAAAAUAUUUAAAAUGAAAAACAAGAUUGAGCGAAUUAAAGAUAGGAAAAAAGCCAAAAGAAAGAAAUUGUUAGAAUCUAAACGACAAAAAUGGUUGAAGAAAACUGGAAGAAAAAAAUAAAUUUAUAAUUUAGACUGUGUAUAAUACACUUAUGACUUAUAUUAAAAGUUAUUAUUGUUUAUAAUUUAUCUGUUAAGUACUAUAAAAUGUGUUAAGGCAGUUUUGCCGUUUAAAAUACAAAUUUUUUAACAACACACAAACUAAUUAUUUUACGUAAAUAAUAUUAUAAGAAGUAUUAGUCCUGA